AUGCCGGGUAUCCUUGGACCUUCCUCCUCGUCGCGGGACAGCGACGACUUUUCCAUCCAGCUCACCGACGCGUCCUGUCCCGCUUGCAUGCAAAUGUACAGCGACUCCGAGCCGAAACGGGUGCCUCGCUUACCUCCACUUUGCGGCCACUCGAUGUGUACGGAAUGUAUCGGGAAAGUCAGAGCGUGCGUGGUGUGCCGUCGUGGUUUCUACGGUGACUCCACGCACUUUAAGAUCAACUACACACUCAUGGGACUCGUCUCCGAGCUGGCCAAGCAGGGCGAGAUGACGGCGCAUGUCUUCUGCUCGGACUGUGCUAUCGAGAAGCAUCUUGACAAGAAGCAUGAUAUGGACAAGUAUUUGGACUAUUAUAAUCGUCUGGAGAUGCAGGGGAUUACCGAGAAAAUGAAGAGCGAUUUGUGCGGGAUUCGGGAUACGGAGAUGAACAAGCUCUGCCAGGCGGGUACAAAAAUCCGGUCCACCGAAGAGGGACACCGUAUGCGGGAGCAGGCCAAUGAAGAAGUGCAAAAGCUCCAAGACGCCGUAGCUGCCCUGCAAGAAGCCCAGAAGCUUUUUAAUGAAAUCAGCGAGGAAAGCCGCUUAAAUCUGCGAAAACAAAUGGACGACCUCCGACAAGUGCGGCGUAAAGAGCGUGGCCGCGGAAUUUUCGGGCGUUUUGGCGGCUUUUUCUACUGGAGUUUGACGACCAGGAAGAAGGAAAUGGUGUACACGUUCAUCUGGACGAUCUUCUUCUUCAUUGCCGGCUCUGUGUUGGCCGUAGCGUCCGUACAAUACGCCCAAACGGCCGGCUGGGCGAUCGCUGCGUUCUUCGCACUAGCCGCAAUGUGCGCCUACGGUUUCGACUGCUACCUCAAAUUCCUGCAGUGGAAACACAACGAGGUGGCUACCGGCCGCGGCAAAGCCUUCUUCCAACCGUCCAGUGCC
This is a messenger RNA of Mesorhabditis spiculigera, 945 nucleotides long. Lineage: Eukaryota; Metazoa; Nematoda; Chromadorea; Rhabditida; Rhabditidae. The record is from the annotation of a GenBank genome assembly.